Molecule: messenger RNA, 587 nt
Organism: Drosophila bipectinata
Lineage: Eukaryota; Metazoa; Arthropoda; Insecta; Diptera; Drosophilidae
Product: polyadenylate-binding protein 1-B
Source: RefSeq, a predicted model, not a curated record
AGCCGCAGCCUGUGGUUAUCAGUCACCACCUGACAGAGUUCGGUUUUUGUAUUGCUCCGUGCCGAAGAGAUCAGCCAAUCAUAUCAGCCAUGUCCGCCCUGAAAGCCUUCAUCUUUGUUGCCCUCUUCGCCGUGGCCUACUGCGCUCCCAGUCCCGGUUUCUUUGGCAAACACGAGCACCACACAAUCCACGUCCCAUACAAAGUGCACACCGUGCACCACCACCACGUGCAGAAGGUGCACGUUCCGGUGGUGAAGCAUGUGCCAGUGCCAGUCUACAAGGAGGUGCACGUUCCCGUCCACCAUGUCCACCACGAGGAGAUCCCCGUCCCAGUCCACCACGUUCACCAUGAGGAGGUCCCCGUGCAUCAUGUCUUUGAUGAUCAUCACGAUCACCAUGGCUGGGGCUCCCACCACGGACACGGAUGGCUGUAAGCCGUUCUCGGGAAGAAUGCUGUUUUAUUAUCCACCCACCACCACCUCAGCAAGUCCAAUUAAAGUCCAACUAAAGCCUGUAAAUACUGUAAAAUGUCUAAGUUAAUGAUUGUAAAUAAAACAAAAACAAUAUAUUUCGACUGUAACAGAAAA